AGCAGCACCAUGAACGCCAUCUGUCCUGCUCCGCUUCCGUGAAAUCCGACCCCAGUGUAAGUAUAUUUACCGUACACAAAAUUAGACUCUUACAGCCCUGAAUUUCUGCUGUCAGGCGUCGGACGGUGGUAGGUGAGAGUCGAUGGACUGUCAGUGAGAUUUUAGGAUGCGUGCAGGCUUAAAUCUGCGAGCGCCGACAGGCGAUUAUCCAUACUCCGUAUUACCGUAUGUUCAAAACACCUCUAUAAAUAAAACGGCCACACUUGUCAUGAUGAUUUCAUAUGGAUCAACGGGCAAUUGAUUAAACAAUGCAUUUAUGUUUGUUACAAUGCAAUAGCCUAACACGACACAGUCCGUAAUGACGAUUUACUACAAGCUUUUUUUAAUCGUUGCAAAAUACAAAAAUAUGGUACAUCAGUAAAAGGGUAAUAAGGUUGAUCAAUGAAUUGUAUGAAACUGAUUUUAAAGCCUGGAGUGUUUUCAUACAUACAGUGAUUGCAGCUGACCUUUAAUUUGGAAUAUUCAACAGUCGUUUACAUCGCUCGAGCCAAUCCGAGGAUGAGAUGGCAGUUACGUCAUCACCUUCAAGAAAUUUCUGCAGUCGUAAUGGUCCAUCAGAUUUUCAGCUGAGGGCAUUUUCGACACUAAAACGCAGACUGGGUUUACGGAGCAGAUGUGGCAGUUUGUGAUUUCCCAAAAAACGGACUUUUAUCUUCAUCCCCAGCGUUGAGCUAAGCGAGCGAAACAUGGGGGUUACUAUCCAAUCCGUGCUCGGGUAGGGGAGGAAGUGGGCGGGGUCUUUGGCCCGGGGAAGCCUCGAGCUGAUCUGUCAUUGGUUAAACUGUUAUGUUUUAAAUGUCUGGCGGUGUUACCAAACCUGAACGAACAGCGCUUGAAAGUAGCGUCGCAGCAUGUGUUUUUUGAGCUCUUUGUUUACGCUUACAGCCAAGUGUUUUUGCAACGUACAAGAUAUUUCAUGCAUCACAGACCUGCCGUUGGUGUGUAACAGCGCUAGCUUUUGAUAUAGUUUGAGUUUUUCAGCUUUGUGGUUCGUUGUUGGAUUUCACUUGGAUUUUAGUUUCCAAAGUGACAAGAUGGUGACCAAGAGGAUCCGCUCAGAGUACAUGAAGAAGUUCAAAGACCCGAAAUGGGAGACCUACACAAAGUGUUAUGAGGAGAUGCUGAGGUACAGGCUGACCCGCAGGCUGCUGGAGCACACACACAACCCCUGGUUCUGGAGUGGCUCCGACACUGAUUCAGACUCUGGGGGAAGGAGCCCCCUCCCACCCACUAAGAACCAGGUGCGGGCUGAGACCAGCAGGGACAGGACAGAGGCUGAGCUGGAGGAGUGUGAGGGGGCGAGGAUGGACAGAACCACAAGGGCUGUACCCAGGCUUCCCCUUCAAGAGGAGGAGGAGGAGGAGGAGGAGGAGGAUGUGUCAGCUCGACAUGCUGCAGUCCAUGGCUCACAGCUCCAAGGCGCCAGAGAGACAGGAGCACCAGAGGAGGAGAGAGAGGAGCAGAGAGCCAGCAGCAGAGGCAGCAAACAGCUGCCUGUCCCUCACAGGCAACAGGACAAAGAGAAAGACACCGGUGGACCACAGCAGAGUAAACCUUCCAAAUCCUCAAAACAACCUUUGCGUUCCCAGCGGGUCAGGCCUGCACCAGCGCGGCAGCCCAAGGAGGACAGUAAAGACAGCAGACAUCCUUUCGCUCUGUACGGUUCAGGAGAGAAGGACGCAGACAUCGCAGGCAGGAAGACACACAAUGUUGGCCCCGCAGCAUCGACGAAUGAGAUCCAUGAGUCUGCUCUGCGUGCUAAGACCAGGCGGGAGGUGGAGCGUCUGAUCCAGACCCAGAGGACAGAGCGCCGGAGAGCUAAGUCUGCCGAUCUGGACAAAGCCAGGAGGCUGGUUCAACCGGAGUUCAACCCCUGGCUCACUGAGUACAUGCGCUGCUUCUCUGCUCGCUCCCGAUAAGACACACACACUCAGCAGAGCUACUUCCAUCAAGGUGAUUCCAGAAAUAUAAAAACAAAGCCAUUAUUGCCCUUCAGCCCUGAACUUUAAACACAUGCAGAGUAGAGCAAGGGGCUCUAUAUGUAUCGUUGCUGCAUUCAGGAUGUGAACUGACAAAAACUUUAAAAUUCACAGUGUGGCUUAGUGUUUUUUAUAUAAAUCAAUUUUGAUAUAUACAGUAAGAAACAUUUUACAGGGUAGAGGUGAGUCUUGAAAGAAAUCAUUUGAAAGUAAAUUUAUAAUGAAUGGACACGUCUGCUGUAUACAGAUAUUUUGAUGAGAAUGAGGGGUGUAAAAUGCAGCCAUACUUUGAUGCAGUCCCUUUAAACACAGUCUACAUGAAAUGUGUCCAUAUUCUUAAAACAGGGAUCAAAGCACCGUGAACUCUUGCAGGGGUACGCGGCCGCAUGUCUGAAUAGAUUCAGCUGCUUUUAUAAAACAAAAAACUUAAGUUAAAAUGUAACACCACUUACAUGAAGAAUGUACAUACACCUGCAGCUUUCAAUGUGGAUAGGCAUUUUCUUUUAAGUAGUGACUGACAUAUAUAAUUAUGUCUCUUUAAGACUUUUACAGAUUUUCAGAUCACUCAAACUGGCUCUUGUUGAUUGAAUGGUUUAUGUAACGAUUUAUGGUCUGAUCCCGACUGACUUAGUUAGGAAAAAAUAGUGAAUCACACUCUGUACUCACAGUAAAACUCUGUGUAAAAUCACAGUUUAGUGAUGCAGCAGUUGCAUUUCCUCAUGAGCUCAUCAGCACUUCAACAACAUUUGUUUUUGUUGUUUGGUUAAUGUCUGUGUACCUGGUGCUAUUGCAGUGUGAAAACAGAUGAAUCUGACUUUUAAAGCCAUUGGAUGACUGUGAACAGUGUGUUUCUGUUGAAUUCACUGGUCAUGGGACUCUUUCCACCAGAAAGAUGUUAUGUUAAAAAUGACAAUGAUGAUUUAGGUUAUUUUCAUAUAUAAGUUUAUUGUUGAGGCCAAUUUUUUCAUCACCAUUAUCCCUGAUCAUGCUUUAGAACCAAAAGUGGCACCAUAACAACAAUGGACAUUAAGCUGAUGCCUAACUUACCUUUCAGUUACAUUUUAUUUCAGUCAGAAAUAAAAGAGUACAUAUUACAUUACUGCUCACUGGUUGAAGCAGCAUACACUCUAAAGCAUGACCAAAUCAAACAUCUCUUUGAGCUAUUUGUGCAGAAUGUCUUACUGUAAUACCUGUGAUUGAUUCAUAUGUUGAAUCUGUAUAUUUGUUUUGUAUGUUUAUGUGAAUGUAUUGAACGUCGGAGCGUGUUCCACACAAGAACACAAAAAUGGACUUUGACUCUUUUGUGUAAUGGGUCUGGUCUUUCCACCACAUUGGGCUUUGUCAUGAAAACUGUCCCUCCUGGUUUCCUUGUGUCACCAGUCUUCAGUUUUGUUUUCUCUUUACAACCAUAAUUAGUGAUGUUAAUAUUGUGCAGAAAAAGGUGGGAUGAUAGGAUGCCUGUUCUCUACAUUUGGAUAUUUGAUAUUUGUUUUAAGUAUUUGUUUUGUUGUUGAAACUCUGUGUUCAGUAUUACAUUACUUGCUUUUGUACUGAUUUAGUUUUUCAGUGUUUUUAAGCGAUACUGCAAUAUAGUUCCAGGAACAGAUGUGAUAUUUUGUGCAAUAUUAUGCUUUAAAUAUUUAAAAGUUAGAUGUGGUGAACUUUGACAAUCUCAGAAAGCAGGACUGAAGCAAGAUAGUUUCUAAUUCUGCAUUAGUUAGUUAAUUAGACCAAACUUCAUUGUUAAGAUCCUCUUUUUACUGUAUACAAACUAUUUCAUGUUUGAUGAGAAGUUCCUAUACUUGUCACAUGUUUCUUCUUGCUUUAUUAAUUAAUGUAUAGCAGAGAUCCAGAGCCUAAAUAUUCCUUUAGAGUGGGAUAGCGUCAUAUCAUUUACAAAUUUGAAUCAUGGGUAAUGUGGAAGAAAGGCACAAGAAGUACUGAAGUUUCAACUAUUGAUAAACUCUGCAGCGUAUCAUCUAGUUUUAAUGGAAAAGGAAAGGCAGAGUCAUGUUAAAAUCUAAUUUACUGAUGGGGUUUAACAAUUACAAAAUACUGUAAAAUGCCAUACUUUACAUUUUUAUGUUUACAUUUUUGGCUUUUACUGGGUAAAUAUUUUAUACUGUUUAGAAGAAAAGACUGUUGAGGUUAAGUGCUGUUGUGCAAAGCUUUUAAUAAAUCAAUUUUCCACCUGUU
Molecule: messenger RNA, 4235 nt
Organism: Chelmon rostratus (copperband butterflyfish)
Lineage: Eukaryota; Metazoa; Chordata; Actinopteri; Chaetodontiformes; Chaetodontidae
Gene: ccsapb
Product: centriole, cilia and spindle-associated protein b
Exons: 4
Coding region: 1095-1979 (294 amino acids)
Biological process (GO): regulation of mitotic spindle assembly
Cellular component (GO): centriole; spindle; cytoskeleton
Molecular function (GO): microtubule binding
Source: RefSeq, a predicted model, not a curated record